CGUCAAGCUACCCCGGCCGGCGUCUGUUGUCUUUCUCUCUCUCCGUCUUCUAAAUCCGCCAUAGUGUACAUUUGGUGACGCUUUAUUUGGGACAAAGUCUGUGAACGAUAAGCCGGUUUUAUUGAAAAGAUACUUAUUUCUUUUACUGCACCAAGGGCUCUCAGCCAUGGGAGAUACACAGUAUUCAAACUACAAUGCUGGUGCAGGGGGAGGUGGAGGCUAUGGAGGAUACGGGGGUGGAGGUGCUGGUGGGGGAGGAGGAUACGGUCAGGGAAGUUACGACCAGGGCGGUGCCAAUAACUAUACCCAGCCUCCCCCACAGUCGGGCUGGACUGGGCAACAAGGCUACGGUGCUGCCAGUGGUGGCGGCAACGAAGCUUACAGCCAAGCUCAGAAAGGAGCUUACCAAUAUGACCAAGGAGGCCAGCCUAACUAUUCCCAGCCUCCACCUGCCAGUGGUGGCGGUGGCACAGCCAAUAGUGGCUAUGGCAGCCAAGGAGGCUAUAACAGUGGCAAUGGGGGAUACAGCAAUCAGGGUGGGGGUGGUUACGGUGGCGGAGGUUACAAUCAAGGAGGCGGCAGCGGUAGUUACAACCAAGGCGGUGGUGUAGUGGUGGGGGCUACAACCAAGGUGGCGGUGGCUAUGGCAGUCAAGGAGGUGGGGGAGGCUACAAUCAAGGAGGAGGUGGUGGUGGAGGCUAUGGAGGAGGUGGUGGCUAUGAAGGAGGUCGUGGAGGUGGCGGCGGCGGCGGAUAUAAGAGGCGGUGGUGGCUUCGGAGGCGGCCGGGGUGGUGACGACUUCAUAGUGCAGGAAGAUACUGUCUUUGUCUCCGGCAUGUCUCAGAACACGUCUGAAGAUAUGAUUCAGCAACAUUUCGGCUCCAUUGGUAUCAUCAAGACUGACAAGCGCACUGGCAAGCCCAAGAUUUGGAUGUACAACGACAAAGCAACAGGUAGGCCCAAGGGUGAGGCCACUGUUACCUAUGAUGAUGCAAAUGCUGCCAAAUCCGCCAUCGAUUGGUUUGAUGGGAAGGAGUUCAAUGGAAGCACAAUUAAAGUCCAAAUGGCUACCAAGAGGGACAAUUGGAUGGGAGGCCGUGGAGGAGGCAGAGGAGGAGGAGGUGGUGGUGGUGGUGGCGGCGGCGGUGGUGGAGGAGGAGGAGGACCUGGUGGACGGGGCGGGAGAGGGGGAGGUAGAGGCGGUGGCUUCAGAGAUGGAGGUGACAGAGGAGAUCGUGGAGGCGGUGGUGGUGGAGGCGGCGGUGGCGGGGGCUUCGGGAGCCGAGAAGGAGACUGGAAGUGCCCGAACCCUGACUGCAGUAAUACCAACUUUGCAUGGAGACAAUCAUGCAAUCGCUGUCACACUGAUAGGCCCGGUGGUGGCGGAGGCGGCGGCAACGGUGGAGAUGGUGGUCGUAGAGGAGGUGGUGGCGGUGGCAUGGACAGAGGUCGAGGAGGUGGAGGUCGUGGCGGCGGCGGAUAUGGAGGCGGCGGCGGUAGUUUCGGUGGCCGAGGGGGUGGUGGCAGAGGCGGUGGUAGGGGAGGUGGACCAAUGAGAGGGGAUAGGGGAGGUGGCGACAGAAGUAGGCCGUACUAAACAUUCUCACUUUAAUUUUAACAGAACCCUACCAGUAUGAGUAAAAUAGUAUAAGUUCUUAGAUUAUAUUUUUCCGUAUGUCUUACCUUAUAAAAUCAACCCUUUUUAAAAGUACUCUACUUUUUUAAUGAAUGUGCUGCAAUUGUAAAUCAGUUCCGAAGGGUUUUAGUUUUUGUUAACUGUAAUUGUAUAUUUUAUAAAUAAUUGAUAGACAAGGGAAGAAUUGAAGAAUUUGUGGAUACAAAUUUAAACCAGCCGUGUAUACAAUUGGACUGAGUGUUCAAGUGAAUUUUAAUUUGUACUGUUCUGAAUAAACGUUUUAAUUAUAGGCCUA
Messenger RNA from Homalodisca vitripennis (glassy-winged sharpshooter), 1931 nucleotides. RefSeq names its product RNA-binding protein cabeza-like. The record is from RefSeq and is a predicted model, not a curated record. Gene Ontology annotation, biological process: regulation of DNA-templated transcription. The transcript has 10 exons. NCBI's taxonomy places the organism in Eukaryota, Metazoa, Arthropoda, Insecta, Hemiptera, Cicadellidae. Bases 167 to 1597 code for a protein of 476 amino acids. Gene Ontology annotation, molecular function: RNA binding; transcription coregulator activity. Gene Ontology annotation, cellular component: nucleus.